AAAAUCCGUGACCCGGAAGUGCUUUUUUAGUGUUGCUGAAGCGAUGCUUAUUAAGACUCUGAUCUUAUUUUGAACAAUUCAUGGCUUAAUACAUUUCAUACACAGCGAUUAGCUAUAAUUUAACCGCAGAGAUAGCUACACACGAUCACAAUGAACUACAUGCCAGGGACCGCGAGUCUCAUCGAUGACAUAGACAAAAAGCAUCUUGUACUUCUUCGCGAUGGAAGAACCCUAAUUGGGUUUCUUAGAAGCAUCGACCAGUUUGCCAACCUAGUUUUCCAUCAAACAGUCGAGCGCAUCCAUGUGGGCAAGAAGUUUGGGGACAUCCCCAGAGGAAUCUUCAUUGUGAGAGGAGAGAAUGUUGUUUUGCUUGGUGAAAUAGACAUGGAUAAGCCGUGUGACACAGUCUUGCAGCAGGUUUCUAUAGAGGAGAUCCUAGAGGAGCAGCGAUUGCAACAGCAAGCCAAGCAGGAGACAGAGAAAGCCAAGGUGACCGCACUGAAGGACAGAGGCCUAUCCAUCCCCAAGGCAGAUAAUCUUGAUGAAUACUGAAGGCACUUCUGUUCUAUUUUCCUCCGUUAUACUAGACUUCCCAGUUCUAUGUUGAAUAGGGGAUUAUUUUGGCGAUGGGGAGAAGAAUGUGUGGUUUAUAGAUGAAGCAGCGUACCGAUUUCAUUUUGAUAGUGGCUCAUUGGUUCGAAAGCAAGCAAUGAUUUAAGUGAUGCAUUUUUGUUAUAUUUGAUGACUGGCGUAAUGCAGGAAUUGAGGGUAGACCACACAAACUAGAUUGUCUGCAAGACUACAUUUGAUGCGAUAAAUCAAUUAAAUAUGAUUUUCAGACCACCAAACGUAUAACUUGUCAAUAGUACAUAACGAUGGAUUCUUUAUGUUUGUGUAAACAGACUUAAACUGUAAUGGUAAGAUUUGUUUUCCAUUAAAGUGUUUAUUUUAAUACUGAGGCCCACUUUGUAGAAAUUGUAACAGGACUGUUCUACUUCAUCAAGCACUACAGUUUGGGUUCAUUCCUCCAGGCAACCGUUUUAACACAGAUUCUCUGGACGAUGUUUACUGUGGCACAGGUUGCAACUGAGCUACGACACUUCCUCACCAGUUGCGUUUCAAUUAGCUCAGGAAGUGUUAUAGUUCAGGUGCAAGCUGUGCCACAGUAAACCUCUUCAGCUGAGUCUGUGGGAAAACAGUGUACAUACAGUAAGGGUAGCUUUUGUACAUGGAGUUGAUAUGAAAGUAGACUGUUUAAGGUUCCCACAAUCAAGGUUCAAUUGACAUUGUGUGGGUCAAACAAAACGCCCUAAUUGGUUGACAAUGGAGCCACCCACAAUGCAGGCCUUGUCUAAAGGGUAUGGGAAAACUGAGACAUGAACACGGAUGCAAUCAUAUGACAUGCAUCAUUGUCCAUUUUUGUCCGUUAAAAAUACAACUCAUCUCCACAUUUUUCGGAUGUGUUCAGUCUAGUUGCAUACUUAAAAAGAUGGACAAUUUGUGAAUAUUUGGUCAGGAACUCUGUGUCAUUUAUCUGGUAACAGAAGACUCCUAUUUGAAAAAGAAUUGUGUCCAUAUGGAAUUUUCAUACACAACAUUGUAAUGUGGCCAUGGCCUAAUGCAACACACAUUGAAAGUUGGUGAUCAACGAUGGCCACCGACUGCAGAGAUCUGAUCUGCUCGAACACGCCCAGUAGUUGAGUUCCUUUCAACUUUCAAGCAUGUGGUACAUUGACUGAAUUUGGAUCAUAUUUGGAUCCCUUGUCAUCUUUGUGUUAUUAGGCCUGCUGAUGUUUUAGUUUUUUUUUUAUACCAUACUGUUCAAUAGUUUCUCCUGUUAUGAAUGGAAGGGGAAAAAGGAAGGGAGUGGAGGUCAUACAAACACUCCCCCUAGUGUCCCAGGUGAUGGUGCCAAAUUCCCCAAAUAACUAAUAACUACACUGAACAAAAAUAUAUACACAUGUAGAGUAUAUUAAAGUGUAUUUCUCUGAAUUGUUCACAAAUUUGUUUACAUCCCUGUUUGUGAGCAUUUCUCCUUUGCCAAGAUAAAGUGUUGGUCCCAUGUUUCAUGAGCUGAAAUAAAAGAUCCAAGAAAUGUUCCAUAUGCACAAAAAACGUA
This is a messenger RNA of Salvelinus fontinalis (brook trout), 2119 nucleotides long. Its product is annotated as U6 snRNA-associated Sm-like protein LSm1. Gene Ontology annotation, cellular component: Lsm1-7-Pat1 complex; P-body. Gene Ontology annotation, biological process: deadenylation-dependent decapping of nuclear-transcribed mRNA. Gene Ontology annotation, molecular function: RNA cap binding. The coding region runs from base 151 to 552 and encodes 133 amino acids. NCBI's taxonomy places the organism in Eukaryota, Metazoa, Chordata, Actinopteri, Salmoniformes, Salmonidae. The transcript is spliced from 4 exons. The record is from RefSeq and is a predicted model, not a curated record.